CCUGAUACCUCCACCCAUUGACUGCCGCCGGUAUCCGUCUCAAUCCCUUCGACGAAUGCAAGACCCCUAUUAUUUCCUGCAAUAGACCCCGCCGAAUAAGAACGAUCAUAUCGCCGUUAGCAAGCGUCUGACAAAGCCGGCCGGCUACCGAGGAAUUGCCUGCUUUAUAAGUACAAUACAUACGCCAGGAAUCGCCAUAACGCUUGCGACUUGCUAGUAUCUUCAUCAUGGGUUUGCUCGCGCUCGGAACGCCACUGGAAUGGGAGGAGGCCAAGAAGUAUGCCGAUCAUGUUAGGUACCACGGCAUUACCCAGUUUCUCAACACUUGGGAUCGCUACAAGGACCGGUGCGGCGACAAGCUGCUAUGGGGCGAUGAGAUCGAGUACAUGGUCGUCUCCUUCGACGACGAGAAGAAGGCCGCUCACCUCUCCCUGCGCCAGUCCGAGAUCCUCGAGAAGCUGUCCGCCAUCGUCGAUGACAUCUCCACCGAGACUGAGAACCGGUGGGACUUCCUCAACUACCUCAAGAAAUUUGUGGGCUUACCAAGUGCCCCCGCGCCGCGCAGGAUCCCCGUCCCCACCUUCCACCCCGAGUACGGACGGUACAUGCUUGAGAGCACCCCAGGCGCGCCCUACACCGGCUCUAUUGCGGACUUGCUCUCGGUCGAGGCGAACAUGCGCUACAGGCGGACUCUGGCGCGCAAGCACCUGAAGGACAACGAGUAUCCCCUCACUUUCACCUCCUUCCCCCGCCUUGGCGCCCCAGGGCAAUUCACGGACCCCUACUAUCCCCCCGAAGACGCGGUGUCCAGCCAUAGCUUCUUCCUUCCCGAGGAGAUCACAAAUCCCCAUGCGCGCUUCCCGACAUUGACUGCCAACAUCCGGAGGCGGCGAGGCUCUAAAGUAGCCAUUAACUUGCCUAUCUACUCCGAUGAGAACACGCCAAAGCCUUUUGUCGACCCGACGAUCCCCUGGGACAGGCAACUAUUCCCAGAAGACUCCAAUGCCAAGGAUGGUGCAGCCCUGGUCGACCACAUCUACCUUGACGCUAUGGGCUUCGGAAUGGGAUGCUGCUGUUUGCAGCUGACUUUCCAAGCCUGCAACGUCAACGACGCGAGAAGGUUAUACGACUGCUUGAUUCCCGCCGGUCCUAUAUUGCUGGCAUUGACCGCUGGAAGCCCUCUUUAUCGUGGCUACAUCGCCGACGUCGACUGCCGCUGGAAUGUCAUCGCAGGAAGCGUCGACGACAGGACAGAAGAGGAGCGUGGCUUGAAGCCGUUGAAGAACGACCGCUUCGUCAUCCCCAAGUCAAGAUACGACAGCGUCGAUUUGUACAUCGCGAACGACCGUAACAACCGCCCCGAAUAUAACGACACCUACGCACCUUACGAUGAAGCCAUUUUCAACCGUGUGCGGGAUCGCGGCAUAGACGAUUUGCUCGCUAAGCACAUCGCGCACCUCUUCAUCCGCGACCCCCUCGUCGUCUUCUCCGAGACGAUCGACCAAGACGACGUGAACAGCAACGACCACUUCGAGAACAUCCAAUCCACAAACUGGCAGACCAUGCGCUUCAAGCCGCCUCCAGUUAACUCCUCCAUCGGCUGGCGCGUCGAGUUCCGCAGCAUGGAGGUGCAGCUCACGGACUUUGAGAACGCGGCGUUCGCGCUGUUCAUCGUCCUGCUCUCGCGCGCGCUGCUGCAGUUCGACGUGAACAUGUACAUGCCGAUCUCAAAGGUCGACGAGAACAUGCAGCGCGCGCAGCUGCGGAAUGCCGCCGCGGAGCAAAAGUUUUUCUUCCGCAAGGAUAUCUUCCCGCCCGGGCACUCGCCGAUGUCGUCUGGGGCGAGCUCGCCGGUGGAUAGCGAGCCGCGGCGGAGGGAGCGCCAGUUGCGAAACUGCUUCGCGCGGGCGCCGGUGCCGGAGAACGGCGUGCCGCAGCGGCCGGUCGAGGAGGAGUACGAGGAGAUGUCGAUGAAGGAGGUCAUGAACGGGAAGGGCGAUACCUUCCCUGGUUUGAUCGGUCUCGUCGACUUGUACCUUGACACGCUGCACAUAGAGCACGACGAGAUGGCGAGGAUACAGAACUACCUGGACCUCAUCCGGCAGCGGUCCACCGGCCAGAUAAAGACGCCAGCGACCUGGAUACGCGAGUUCGUCCUCAACCACCCGAAGUACAAGAAGGACUCGGUGGUGUCGGAGGAGAUCAAUUACGAUCUCAUGCGUGCCGUAGACGAGAUUGAGCGCGGCGUGCGCGCUGCUCCCGACCUUCUGCCCAAGGGCUACAAGGGCGGGAAGGACGAUGGUGGCAACCUUAUCUAGAAGUAGAGGGAUUUCGUGGCAGGCAUCAUUGAUUGCAGGUAUUAUUGAUUUAUUUGUCUCGCACUCCAUAAGUAUAUUCCGGUGUACUACAUAGAUACGGACUGGUCUGAGGUUGUUGUGCACAUCAUUAUAGCAUUGCAAUAAGAUAUAGAGCUCCGAUUUCGCACAAA
This is a messenger RNA of Schizophyllum commune H4-8, 2488 nucleotides long. Its product is annotated as GCS-domain-containing protein. Gene Ontology annotation, cellular component: glutamate-cysteine ligase complex. Gene Ontology annotation, molecular function: glutamate-cysteine ligase activity. The transcript is spliced from 10 exons. Gene Ontology annotation, biological process: glutathione biosynthetic process. Bases 228 to 2318 code for a protein of 696 amino acids. NCBI's taxonomy places the organism in Eukaryota, Fungi, Basidiomycota, Agaricomycetes, Agaricales, Schizophyllaceae. The record is from RefSeq and is a predicted model, not a curated record.